GCUUACUGUUUUGAGUUUAAAUAUAAAAAUAUUUUUAAAAUCAAAAAAAUAUUGUGUUAAUAGAAUCAAUGAAACAUUAAAGCUCCGCUACAAAUUUAAAGCAUCGCUCCUAGAGAACCUGUAAUCUACAUAUCCUGACCUUGGAAUAGGGAGCAGGGAGGAUGCCACAAAAGAAGGACAUUGCCAACUUUGAAGACUUCACAGAAGUACUCCGGGAGUCCGAAGAGAUAUUACAACAAUGUUUCACUCAAUUUGCACUCGAUCAAGUGUUCCUCUCUUUCAACGGUGGAAAAGACUGCACAGUUCUCUUGGAUAUCACAAUAAAUGUUUUAAAGGAAAUUUAUAAACAGGACGAUAUAGCGAAGCGUCUCAAAGUAGUGUACAUGAGAACGAAAGGACCUUUUAGGGAAAUUGAGAGGUUUAUAAAAGAGAUAGAGGCACAUUACGGCAUACAACUAUCGGUGACCGAAGGCGAGAUGAAGAUGGCGUUGGCAAACGUGUUAGAAGAAGACAAAAGGCUGCGGGCUUGUUUGUUGGGAACGAGACGGACUGACCCCUACAGUGAAACAUUGCAGUUUCUACAGAAAACAGAUCCAUCGUGGCCGCAAGUGUUAAGGGUGUCACCUCUUCUCGACUGGAACUAUCAUCAGAUAUGGUCUUAUAUACUACAAAGGAAUGUGCCUUAUUGUAGCCUCUACGGAAAUGGCUACACAUCGAUAGGUAGCACGCAAAACACCAAUCCAAACCCAUCGUUAGAAUGUCGUACAAACGGUCACAUCACUUACUUGCCCGCUUGGUGCCUGUCGGACGCUGCUCUGGAGCGCGCUGGAAGAUUCACGCCCAGCAAUGGAGCUGCUGCAGAGAACAAAUUCAAUAACUCCAACGGCAGUGACACGUCUUCAUAAGACUCUGUGUUCUUCUUCAUAUGUACCUGCAUAUUGUGUUGCUGCAUGUUCUAUAUACCCUAUAGAUGAUUGCUUGUCUGUGAGUUUCAGUAUAAAAGUGGAAAACAGUUACUUUACAUGAGUGACGGUAAAAAGACAUGUCGCAAAGAUGUCUCAUAUCUGUAGCCAAUGACAUUAAGGCCUAUCGCAGACGACAGACUAUCCGUGACGCUUUUUUUGUCAGUGAUAAUAAAGCCUAAAGAAUUAUAAGCAGUAACGCAUACGAAGCGCAAAUAGUUUGACACACAACAUAUCCUCGACAUUUUAUAAAAUUUGAAGUCGGUUGGUUAGAGCACCGGGACGGUGCUAACCGUUCUAGUACCGCCUCGUUAUAAAAUUCUGUUUGCUUUGUUCAACUCUCAGGUUGUGGCUUCAUCUACAGGAUCUACUUUACCGUUGAUAACCUGCUCAACCUAAAUAUUUGCAUACUAGAAAAUUGACUUGAGAUGUUACUCUUGUAAAUCUAAACAAUGUUAUGUUUUUAAAGUGAUAACCCUCACUUCUAGGAUUUAUACACAAAUAAAAUUUGAAAAACAAAAUUUUAUGAACGAUGCGGGAUUCGAACCCACGACCUCCGGCGUUCCGUGCCGGUGCUCUAACCAACUGAGCUAACCGUUCAAGUACCGCCUCGUUAUAAAAUUCUGUUUGCUUUGUUCAACUCUCAAAUUUUAUUUGUGUAUUAAUCGUAGAAGUGAGGGUUAUCACUUUAAAAACAUAACAUAUUGUUUUGAAAAAAAUGUUUGGAUAUAGUUUUAGAAUUUAAUGUUUAAUAUGAAAAAAUCCCUUUAAUAAUAUUUCUGAAAGAAUAGGAUGAACCCAAAUUUCUCUGUUUCUUCUCUUUUGUAUCAAGUACGAAAUAAUACACCGCAAUCCCUACAGUUCUGCCGACAAAGUGACCGAAAAUGUACGUCAGAUGCGUUGAGUCUGUGAAAUAUCUGCCAAAGACAUUUUGCGUGCAAUGCAGACUUUAGUGUUUCACAGACUCAUAGCACAAAAAGUGUGUCGUCUGAGAUAGGCCUAAGAUGUUCUACCGUCAAAAUAUGGCUUCCGCUUUAUUAGAACUUCACCGACGAUAGGUCAAUUACAUUGUAUUUUACUUUGAUAAUUUAUACGUGCAGAUAGAGCCUUUUGCUGCUCAACAACCGUUCGGUUUAUUACUGACGUGCGUGACGAGCUGCGUCUUACACUCGCGAUAGAGGCUAACUGUCAACACGACGAUGUCACAGCUGUCUCAUUCUAUCUAUAUAAUCUUAUAUAUAAAAUUCUCGUGUCACAAUGUUCGUUCCCGUACUCCUCCGAAACGGCUUGACCGAUUCUCAUGAAAUUUUGUGAGCAUAUUGAGUAGGUCAGAGAAUCGGCCAACAUCUAUUUUUCAUACCCCUAAAUGUUAAGGGUGGUCCACACGAUUUUUUUUUUAAUUUUAUCUGACAUUUUUUUUAAAUUUAUUUGAUUAUGAGUCAGCAUUAAAAAAUACAUACAACUUCAAAUUUUCACCCAUCUACGAUCAACAGUUACUUUUGUAUCACGAUUUUAAUAUCGGCAAUACAACGUUUGCUGGGUCAGCUAAUAGAUGUAUAAAAUUCGAGUAUGAUCUAAGGUCUUUUAUAGGUUGUUAUAAAUUGUCUGUUUCAGACGCAUUGCAAUCGUCCCAUUUAUAUUAAUGCCUAUUUAAUUGCGGUAAAUAUUUCGCUAUACAUUAUAAUAUAGCUUUACUUGUAAAUGAAUGAGUAACCGAUAUAACUAAUGUCAGAUUAGCACAGAAUUCAUUUGUUCGCUCAGUUAGUAAUAUUAUUUUGUUAUGAACGGACAUGAUUCAAGAUUAGAAGAAGUGACUACAAAAACACGUCGCUAUAACCUUGCCAGGUUACGUUAUAUCUCUAUACAGCGAGUUAUUAGUUAGUUUUAUAUUUAAGUGUAUACAUUCGCUUAAAUUAAUGAAUACUCAAUAGUGUUAUUUAUUCAAUUUGAGUGAGACAAUAUUACCUUUAAUAAUAUUGGAAUCUACAGCUACUUUUACAUCUAUCACAUUUUAGAAUAAUGUUCGAAAUUAAAUAAAUUUAGGAAUAUUCACGAAUAGGAACAUCAAAUAAGUCUGAUGGAUUACAAAUGAAUAGAAAAUUAUUUCACUCUGGUUAGUGAAUAGUGAAGAGCAAUACGGUUAUAUCCUAUGGCGAUAAUGUUAAUACAAAAUAAUAUUGAAAAAACAGAAUAAUGUACUUAAGCUAUUAUGUUAAAUGUUGAAUUUGCGGCAUUAUUUGUUAAAUUUUGUGUUGUUUUUGAAUGUUGUACUUCUGUAGUAUCGAUCAACUAUGAACAAGCCGCAACAAUUAUUUGACAGCUGACAUCUCGUGCUAGAUUAUGAAACCAAGAUGGAGGCUUUCAAAAUGGCGGCCACGCAUAUUACAAUAAUGUUUUUAAAGUAAAGUAAAAUUCUUUAUAAUAUCUUGUAUGAUAGUGCGGAACCCAUUCUGUACUAACUGACUCGCAGAAGGCGCUGAUAUUUUACCAUGCCGUUAUUUUAUAAUUACUUUUAAUUUUUUUUUAUCAUCGUCAUAUUUUCAGAUAGAGUUUGUUGUGUUGUGUCAAGAUAUUUAGAUUAGCUAUUGUUACUCGUUAGAUGAAUAGAUACCUAACAGAUUGUUCUUGAUGCUGCAUAAAAUAUAAACCAGAUGUGAUUAUUGUGUGUUCAUAUUUAUUUAUGUGUUUAAUUUUUAUUACUUAAUUGAACUAAUGUAAUUAUUUUAGUUUUUUAGGUCUAAAUACUAGCAAAUUUUGAGUGACUUAAUUAUUUAUGUAACUUAACUUACAUAUUUUGAACAAAUACUUACUUCCACAAUAAUACUAGUAUAUUAAUUAUUGGUAUUAGUACCUACCCAUUAUAAUAUUUUUUAAUUCUAUAGAUGAUAUGUAAACUCCUGUGAUAAAUUUUACAGAAUAGUAAUAUAAAUAUCUUAGUACAAUGUAUAGAAAUGUUUUAUUUCGAACUCAAGAAUGUCACAAAAAUGCUAUAUUCGUAUAUAAUCGUCAUGCGUGCUAAGUAGUUUAACUUCAAUAAUCACUUAUUGUAGUAAAAUUGUGGCAAAUGUGAUAUGUUAAUAAAAAAUAAGUAUGUGAUACAAAA
Leptidea sinapis is the source of this 4065-nucleotide messenger RNA. RefSeq names its product FAD synthase-like. Gene Ontology annotation, molecular function: FMN adenylyltransferase activity. Gene Ontology annotation, biological process: FAD biosynthetic process. The transcript is spliced from 5 exons. Bases 162 to 905 code for a protein of 247 amino acids. The record is from RefSeq and is a predicted model, not a curated record. Lineage: Eukaryota; Metazoa; Arthropoda; Insecta; Lepidoptera; Pieridae.